Molecule: messenger RNA, 669 nt
Organism: Porites evermanni
Lineage: Eukaryota; Metazoa; Cnidaria; Anthozoa; Scleractinia; Poritidae
Source: the annotation of a GenBank genome assembly
AUGAAGAGAAAGAUAGAUUUGGUUGAAGAAAAAGAUCACGAGAGUGAACAUGAAGAAAGCGAAAGUUCUGGUGAUGGAAGCGAGGAUGAAGAACCGAGAAUAAAAGAUGUUUUGAGUCAUCUUUCCCGAGCAGUGCCGGAAAAGCGUGCUUCUAAUUUGCUGCAUAGUAUGGCUGCGUCCAAAGAUAUUCUUUUCUGGAGCCCCAACGGACAAUUACUGCGAAAUAAACGCACUAUUCCCGUCACAAACAUCGCGGAGCUAGUUGAGUAUGUGUUACUCCCUCAUAACAAUGAGGUUACCAAGCCUCGUGCUCUGAAUACGUUUCUAGAUGGACUUGCAGAGUUAGGAAUCGAUAAAAAUUUAAUCAAGAACAAAAAGUUGUUAAGUGAUUUAAUAGAAAAGGAAAAAGGCUACCAAAAUGUAGAAAAUACUUCCGAUAACGAGAGUAAUAAUGAGGAGAGUUCACCGGAUAUUGAAAAUCAGGAGGAGGAGGAGAAAGUGGCUUCUGAGAAAGGCGUUGAAGAGGAAGACACCCAAGAGAGGGACAACGACACUGAAAACGACAGUCAGGAGAUAGAAAGUAGUAACACUGAAACGUCCACCACCUUUCACUCCAAAAGUCCCUGUGAACACUGCGAGAACUCUAAUGUGUACGGGACAUUAUCAUGA